CCGAGAACAUGGCUAUAAUUUAGGCCCAAAAGUAAUAAUAAUUAGAGCAAGAAAUUAAAAAAAUCAAAUCCUUUACGGCCUGAUUUCUGUUUCCUAACCCCAAUCCGUGAACCCGCUCCACUCACUAUAUAAAAUUUUCAUCGCCGACCCGCUUCAUAUUUUUUUCUUAUUCUUCACUUUCUUCUCAACCUCUCUGGCUGUCUCCUCUUCUCACCUUUUCGAGUUGUUCCCUUAUCUGCUUCUUCUUCUCUAUUCCAUCUCUCUCGCUCUCUCCUCAGUGAUCGGGGCGGCAGCUGUACUGCUCCAGGAAGCUUGUGAGGUAUUUUAAUAUUUGGAAGCCAAGAUGGAGGCUUGUGGUGGAGCUGCAGUGAUGGGUUCUCUUCAACAGCCCAGUUGGACCAAAGGAACAAUUUUCCCAAACAAGGGGCUUAUCGGUACUGGAUUUUCACAUAAACUAAAGCUCACUUGUGUGAAGCCCGUUAGAUCUUCUUCUUCUUACAUUGAAGGAAGCUUGGUUGCUGGAAGGCCAUCCUCUUCUGUCUCUGUGACUUUGCCUGAAAUUGGUGGUUAUGGAAGCAGUUUUGUAGACAAUGGGUUAAGUGAGGCUGACCCUGAGGUGCGUGCUAUUAUUGAAAUGGAGAAGGAGCGACAGUUCAAGAGCCUUGAGCUUAUUGCCUCAGAGAAUUUUACUUAUCGGGCAGUUAUGGAGGCAGUUGGCUCAUGUCUCACGAACAAGUAUUCGGAAGGAUUACCAGGUAAAAGGUACUAUGGUGGCAAUGAGCACAUUGAUGAGCUUGAAACACUAUGCCAAAACAGGGCUCUAGAUGCAUUUCACUUAGAUGGAAAGAAGUGGGGUGUUAAUGUUCAACCAUUAUCUGGUUCUCCUGCUAAUUUCGAGGUUUAUACCGCAGUUCUUAAACCUCAUGACCGUCUCAUGGGUUUGGACUUGUCUCACGGUGGACAUUUGUCUCAUGGUUUCAUGACUCCUAAAAGACGGGUAUCAGGCACAUCCAUUUAUUUUGAGUCCAUGUCUUAUCGACUCAAUGAAUCCACAGGUCUGGUUGAUUAUGACAAGCUUGAGGAAAUGGCUGACCGAUUUAAACCAAAACUCAUUAUUGCCGGGGCUAGUGCUUAUCCUCGAGAUUUUGACUACCCUCGCAUGAGGAAGAUUGCGGAUGCUGUUGGUGCUUUUCUUAUGAUGGAUAUGGCUCACAUAAGUGGGCUUGUUGCUGCUUCUGUGCUUGCAAAUCCUUUUGACUACUGUGAUAUUGUAACCACAACAACACACAAGUCUUUGAGAGGUCCUAGAGGUGGAAUGAUCUUCUUCAAGAAAGAUCCAGUUCUUGGCGUUGAUCUAGAAUCUGCCAUCAACAAUGCUGUUUUUCCAGGUUUACAGGGUGGUCCUCAUAACCACACUAUUGGGGGCCUUGCAGUUUGCUUGAAGUAUGCACAGUCCCCAGAAUUUAAGGCUUACCAGAAUAAGGUGGUCUCUAAUUGCAAGGCUCUUGCAAGCCGAUUGAUUGAACUUGGGUAUAAACUAGUUUCUGGUGGAAGUGAUAACCAUCUGGUUCUUGUGGAUCUGCGGCCUUUAGGUAUUGAUGGAGCUCGAGUGGAGAAAAUUCUUGACAAGGCUUCUAUCACCCUUAACAAGAAUUCAGUACCCGGAGAUAAAAGUGCUGUAGUUCCUGGUGGCAUUCGCAUUGGGUCACCUGCCAUGACAACAAGAGGAUUCACUGAGAAAGAUUUCAUAGCUGUUGCAGACUACAUUCAUGAGGGUGUGCAGAUAACAAUUGAUGCUAAACGAGCAGUCUCAGGAUCAAAGCUCCAAGAUUUUAUGAAGUUUGUAGCUUCACCUGAAUUCUCCCUAAAGGAUCGAGUGUUGGAUCUGCAGAGAAGAGUUGAAGCUCUUACCACUCAGUUCCCAAUGCCUGGAGUAUAACUUGUAUAGAAGGAAAUGCAAGCUUUUCAGCACAACUAUUUCAAGGUAGCUUGUGGAUGACCACUUUUAGGUUUGGCAUGUAAAAUCUGAAAUUAGCAUGCUCUUUGCUAAAUAUUCAUCUUCAAUUUUGGUCUUGUGUGAAGAUGAGAAUUAAAUGACUAGUUUUCUCCUAGGGAAUUAUUUAGGGAGCUUGAAUUAGGGAUCCACACCUUUGUAGAGCCCUCUCUGAGUUGAAGUUUUAUGAUCCGAACCCUUCCAACACACUCUAGACUGUUACCCUAAUCAUCAUUCCUCAGCUCAACAAGUCGAAUGAGAGAGGUGUUAGCCGUGCGGUGAGCUUGGGUGAGACAGGAUAGAGCAUAGGCACAAUUCACGGAUGUCAAGUUCAAACAGCUGCUCAUGAUGAGGGAAUGCCUUGCAGAGCAGGUUUGAAGGG
Molecule: messenger RNA, 2375 nt
Organism: Prunus avium (sweet cherry)
Lineage: Eukaryota; Viridiplantae; Streptophyta; Magnoliopsida; Rosales; Rosaceae
Product: serine hydroxymethyltransferase 3, chloroplastic-like
Biological process (GO): tetrahydrofolate interconversion
Cellular component (GO): cytoplasm; mitochondrion
Molecular function (GO): pyridoxal phosphate binding; glycine hydroxymethyltransferase activity
Source: RefSeq, a predicted model, not a curated record